ACGGAUUUGGAAUAGUACCUGAUGCCGAACUCCGAUCAAUUCAAGGUCUACAUAUCAUUUUCUUACUACUCAAGGUAUGUCAUACCUUUGAUUUACCCAAGGUACGAUAGAACCACCCGUUACUAUUACUAUUUUUAGUAACAAGUUAUACUCGCCGGAUAACCCCACUCAUAAGUUAUACCCGAUAUGUUGUAUCUCAAUCAGUCAAAUAAACAUCCAUUCAUCACCACAUGCCAUACACAUGCAUCAUCUCAAACUUAAGGAAUUCAUAUAUUCACAACAUAAGGCCAUCAAACAGUCUCUUGAUAACUCAUUGUAUAAAUAUGUAUUCACCAAGUAUCACAUCAUACUGGCAUCACCAUGUAACCAUGUCCCAACAUAGCAAAACAUCACACCAUCUAAUGGUAAAUCAUUGUAUAAAACACCAAAGAAAACCAUCACAUAACCAUCAUCAUCGACAUGAACAUUUCGUAUAUCACAUCAUAGAAAGUUAUUACUUAACCGCGUCAUAGUAAUCUUUAUACAAUGAUUCAAUCACAUGUAUGGUUAGGUUGAUUCAGUGCCCCUUUACUUCUUAAUUUUCCAAGUCCUACACUCCUCGGAUAGUACAGUAGAUGUCCUGUAUACCACAUCGGAUCGUACCUAUAUUGGUGUCCUGUAAAUUCACUGCGGGAUCAUACCCUGACCGAUAUCCUAUAUAAAAGCACGAGACAUACCCGGAUCGAUGUCCUGUAAAACCAACGCGGGAUCAUACCUUCAACGAUGUCUUGUAAAUUCAUCUAUUGUACUGAUUGCACAAUAGAGCGCCUUUAUAUUUGUAUUAAGUUAUCAAACAAUUCCUGUUACAGUCAGUCACACAUUAAUGUGAAGCGAAGCCAAAGUGUCUCUAUAACUAACAUUUUGUUUUGAUAUCAUUCAUAAAAUGUUGAAGGUAAUAUAGAAGCAUAGCAUCAUAGUUUGGUUGUACUUUAAUAUAAUAGUAGAAAAAGAUAGCGAACACUCGAGGUGUAAUAUACACCUUGAUUCACAUCUAUUAGUUGUACUUUAAUAUAUUUUGUCAAAUAAGAAUCGGUGGUUAUUAUUUUUGCAUUCACGAAUCGUAAGAUUUUAAUUGGAGAAUUAGAGACUGAAGUUCACCCAUUAGAAACUAUGGUAUAGUAUCAUGUCCAAACUCCGUUAAUAUAUACAUGGUCUAAAUAGCAAAACUCGAUAGGAGUACGGUAAGGUGGCGUAUGCUAGCUUAAACCACGUACAACUUAUGAAGUUAAAAAUGAUUGGUGAAUCAAAGAUCGGAUGGUCAUGAAUACUAUUUUUCAAGCGGUGAUGAAGUUACAACGUUGUUUGACAUUAUUGUUGAUCAUGAUUAAAAUCUGGAUCAUAUUAGAUGAAACACUGAUAAAAAAAUGACAAUAAUAAAUAAAUAUAAAAAUUAGGAAUUUUAUACCAUUAGAAGAAAUUACAGAUAAUAGAAGAAAAAAGUACACAUAGGAAAUUCGCCGCUCAUCGGGCGGGCACAAAACUAGUUAGAUCUACCUGUAACUUGCUGUAUAACCAGCCAAUCACACUGCAGCUUAUUAACUCAACUUUUGAUAGGAGACAAUGGCCCUGGAGUAGGUACGUACGUAGCAUUUGGAAGGCCAGGGAGCUUAUUGGUUUGCAAAUAAUGCUCAUAAUUAUUUUGGAUGUUUCCACUUUACAUAUUUUCUAGUCUGACGAAUCAACAACCAUCUUUAAGUUGAACUACUAACAGUUGAUCCAUCCAUCGAUGGACCAGCCCAAAAAUUAUUCAAAACUUUCAUUAUUCUAUUUCCUCCCAUUCCUUUUCAGCUUGAUGUGGGGAUUAAUUGACCAAUGCAAAACUGAACCAAUCAAUCAGCUGAAUUGAUCCCAUUAACAUUGCUAACAAUAUCAUUAGCCUUUUUUGUGGUUAGUCGUCUUAAGCACGAAUUAAUGAUAAUAUAAUAUGAUUAGUACGUUCAUGAAUUAAAGUUCAAAGCCCUGUCUGUUCUGUUUAUAUUGCAGAUCAUAGGGUUGAUGGAAGGUCUCUAUCAGUUCCCUCCAUGGAGGAACUUAGGCGCAGGUGGCAGAAGCUUUAGGCUAUGUCACUAUGUUUUCUUUCAGUUUAUGUAAUUAUCUUUUCAUUUUUCUGAUUUGGUUUUAAUUUUAUGCCACGACCUAAAAAUAAGCAUUUUGGGUAUCAUGGUCUAGGAUCACUAGUCAAUUUUGAUAUGCUCAUUCUAGGGAGACAUAAAAAAUUGGUUUCAUAUAUAGUCUCAUGACUAGUUAAUUUGCUUAUGAUAAUAAUAAUGCAAAUAACUUCUUGAUUUGGAUGUAAAAGCGAAAAAAGAUAAUUUCUACAUGAAAAGGAUUGAAAAUUGUGCCCAAUAAGUGUUAGGGCUAAUAAUUUACAGUUGAAGUAUAGAAUAUUGUAAUUUCUUAUGGAAGUUAGGACAUGAUUCAAUGGGCUUAGAAUAUUACAAAUUUUGAAUAUAAAAGACCAAAUGAAACCAAGGUGCCUACUCUUAUUUUAACAUAGUUAUAACCAGACAAAAGUCUGAUGUCAUAGUCAGAGAACAGAACAAAUCCACGGGCGGAAGUCGACAAAUCGUCGAAAUUCCGAUGAAAAAGCGUUUUGGGUAACAUGGGAGCAGGAACAAAACUCGAGCAUCCCUGUCAACCGACGAAUAUCCUCCAGGAGUGCACCUCCAGUCGAGUGAGAGUCGUCUCCCGCCGAGAGCCGACGAAUCACCAAGCGAGAAUGGCCAUGAAAAUUUAAGAAAAAAAACUCUGAGACAAACACCAAUAUAAUGGAUCCCGAAAUGCCAAGAGAUCGGCUACAAAUGAGUCAUGAAUACCUUCAUAUGACUGCCCCAAAGCAAAUAAAACACUCCCAGUAGAGGAAGUCCCCACGAAGGCAAUGAGCCUACUCUUUAUCCUACUUGUUGUACCGUUGUGUUUUAUUCAUUUAUUUUUUUAUAAGCUACCACCCAAGGUUGUCAACCCGCGGGUUGAUCCGGACUCGAUCGAGUUAGUGGGUCAAGGGUUAACGGGUCACCCGUUUUAGCCUGGAAAUAUAGAAAGAGUAAUUAUAUUGUACUUAUACUAAUAAAUUAUAUCAAAUCUCAUCUAACACAUGAGUAAUAACAUAUAACAUUACACAAAAGUAACAUGUACUUAGAUCCAACAUAUAGUGAAAAUUCACACAGACUUAUAUAACGUCAAUAUUCAAAUGUUCAACUAAGGAUUCUAAAGAUUGAGUUAGGCGAAAAUAAAAAUCGGAAAAUAAGCACAUUUCGCAAACCAAAGAAAAAAAUGACACAAUUUGACCUCCAACCUGAUACGUUGUAUCGGUCGACCCGGCAGGUAUGUACGACUCAUUUAUCUUACCGGGUCAGAGUCAAAGUGGGUCGACCCGCGGGUAGAAAACCUUGCUAUCACCUUAUAAAAAAAUGGCAUGAAUUGAACACCUACGAGAAAAAUGGAAGGCUCAUACAAUAUUUCAUACAAUUCAUGAAUUAGUAAAUACCGGGUCAAUAUAUGUCGGACUAAAUUUUAAUUAGAACAUAGCGUGUAAGCUAAUGAUUUUGCUUUGGUAAUCAUGUGUAUAUUAACAGGGGAAUGACGACACAUAAAAGAAGUGUACCAUAUUAAAUCUCAAAACAAAAGAAAAAAGACAGCUUUGCCCCUAUAUGAGGUUAUGAGCAUCAUUCCCUAUAUGGGAAAGGAUAUGAAACCAAUCCCAAAUUCUCUAAUAAACCUUAGGCUUAUACAUAAACAAAUCUCUAAGUCCGCUAAUUGAACUCUCGAUAUGUAAAUCUACCAAACAAAACAUAAUUAAUAACAAACCUAUAUGUAGACCAACCGAUAUUCCAUAAUCCUCAAAUUUGAACGAACGAAUCUUUAUACCUGCUCACGAAACUUCUCGAACCAUAUAUCUACAAACAAAAUACCAACCUAACUGCCAACGAUAUGAUUAAUCCAACCAGUGAAACAAACCAAAACAACAUAAUUCUUCUGGAGAUGUAUGAAAGUCCUAUCAUCCCAAUCAAAGAACACACACCACAACCACUAACCAAUCAUUCUCUUAUCUUCUGUUACCUAUCGCUAUGAUAUAUAUAUAUGAAGAAAACUAAAGAUAAUAUUGCUCUGUUGUGGUAUGGUAACCACUAACCACCAACCCAAAAUUUUGGGCUUUUCCCACUUUUCUUUUACCCCAUUGGAAUUCAAUUUUUUUUACCAGCAACGCAUGUAAUAAUUUGGGUCUUAGAUACAAUGUCACUUUCACCUUCACCAAACUUGUCUCACACAUUUCUGGAUGUUGUGUUAAUUGGUCACGGGACUUUGUUAGGGAAAGUUUAGUCCCUUUCUCCCUGCUCUCUAGUUGGUCCUUUCACAGGUUUCAAAAUUCCUUACAUAAUUAUUUAUUUCCUGUGGACGUCAAAAUUUGGAUUUGAUUUAUUUUUUUCUUAAAAAAUUUAUUAAUUAAUGUGUGUGGAAGAUGUCUGCUACACUACAGCUUUGGAUGCUAUCUCUAACAAUUCUCCCAUUGGUGGGCUAGAAAAAUGCUCUGAUGCACCAAUGACAUUUUUUUUACAUAAGUUUCCACAGUUUAUUUAUGAACAAUUUUGUAGUGUUCUUUAUGACAAUGAAGGGUAAAUAGUGGAAUAGUUAUUCAACCAUGGUGAAAAGGGAGAGAUGAAAGUCUUGUGGUAAAUAUUAGUCACAGUUGAAAGAGCAUGUGGAAAUUAUUGUUCUUGUGAGCACCACAAGUAAGUUCUGGUGAUUAUUAUUUAUUAGGAUUUGAAUAGUUCUGGGUUACUCAUGUAAAUACGUAUAUGUCCAAUUCAAUGUUUAUUGUGUCAUUAGAUCUACAUUAGUAGCACAUAGCAUUCACGUUUCUGUUCAUACUAAAAAAUGAGGUUAGUUAAAGAGCAAAGUUUUCUUUUAACGAAUUAAUAAAUUGCAAAGCAAUCUUUCCAUCUCUCUGUUUGACAACCAACAUAUUUCUCAUUCUCUUUCUUUCUCUUGUGCUUCUUCCAGCGACCACUCUACAAAAUUUUUGGUUUUAAAAAAUAAACCUGAAGCUAAGAGAAUCAACUUAUGAAGUUUUUAGGGUUUUGAAUCGAAAAACGUGAGAAAAUAACACAAAGAAAAAAAAUUUCGUUUAUCUAGGUAACAUUAUUUAUGUUAGAUACCCAUAUUUCUUUCCAUCUGCGGUUGUGGCCUCUGCUGCCAGACAUGGCCAUGUUUCUUUGUUCGACAUUGACUGCUUUGCUUGCUCUAGAGACCACUAGAUCGAUUGGACUGCUGCCAACGUGAGCCUGCUACUGCUAGGUUUUUUAAUUUUCGUCUAAAUUUGUUUAUCAAAAAGGUUUCCUGAACCAUAUAUAAUUCUUAUUCAAUUUGAUUCUACGAGAUUCUGAAUUGGAAUUACGUGGAAUUAAUAAAACCUAGCUAGUUAGCCUAAUAAGAUCAUGCAUCGUCAUCUAAUAAGAUCAAUCAUGACGAUGAUAGCGUAGUCUGAAUCUGUGGCUUGGCUUCACGAAUAAUACAAAAUAAUUAGGUAGACUGAUCCAACAGCAGCAGGUUUCAAGUACGUAAUGACAUGCACAAAAACAAUUGCCCAAAUUAAUUAAUUAGGACCGAGUGGCCUAACUAACAAUCAUAAAUCUGUAUGAGCAUGACAUUUAGCUAAACAUCGAUCGUGUCUAUUUGCCUGCCUGCCUAUCCUAUCUAUCUUAUCGAAAAACAUGCAUGGAUCUAAAUGAGACGGUUUAGGCUUUGGCCAUGAGGCCAUUAUGCCACUUGAUUCCUACUUGCCGACAAAAAAGCACCCUCCUCAUUAAUAUUAUUGUUCAUAUAAUUUUUUUUCGACUACUUAAAUUCACACUCAGGAUUUCAUGGGGAAAAAGUUUGCUAGAAGGAAACUAUAUCAACUUUAUAAAAUAAAAAAAUAAGUAUAAUGACUAUUUAUUAGCUAAACCUUUUUUUAUUAGUCAAACUUAUCGGAAUAUUAAGAAUUAGCCAAACGUUUUAUAACACGUUCAAGUAAUAGCCAUUAAUUCAUUAUCAUUAACUAUUUUUUAACGGUGCUCCACCUCAGCAAUAAAUAAAAUAAAAUUGGGUAAAUACUAAUUAUUAGUCACACCUUACUAUCAUUCUUUUUUAUCAGCCAAACCUAUUGAAUUACUAAUAAUUGACCAAAUCUUUUGUAAUGCAUCAAAGUAUUAGCCAUUUUUACGUUAUCGUUAAUAAUUUUGUAACUCUUUUCUUAGUUAAAAUACUAAAAUUUUGGAAUGUUGACAUCCAUGUGUCUCUUCCAAGUCAAUAUCAUGUUGCCAAGUCCAUAUUACUAACAAAUUGCUAACUGAAAGUUAACAUUUGACUAAUUAUUAGUAAUUCAAUAGGUUUGACUAAUAAAAAAAAGUGCAUAAAAGAUGGUCAAUGAUUGACCGGCUGAUGUGGCAUUUUUACUGCCACGUCUGACAGUUCACCAUCAUCAAACAAAAAAUUUAACGGAGAUUACCCAAAAAUAAAAGAAUUCGAAAAAUAUUUGGUUAAUAAAUAGACAUUACCCAAAAAAAUAAAUUUUGGUAGAAUGAAGGAAGGCUCAUGUCUCUAACUCUAAGAGAGUUUUAGUUAUAUAGCGUCUGACUAGAACCAUGGACGAACUAUUCUUGAAUAAAUAUCUAGCCAUAAUCGUCGAAAAAAGAAGAUAAAUAAACAGUAAAUUAUGCACUUAGAUGCAAUAUUGCAGCGAAGUCGGAAAGUGGCAGUUCUCAUGAGCUUGCAUUAAGGUCUUGAUCAGCGUGUUUGCUUGUGAGAGAGCAUUAUUGAAAAAUAUUUAAUUUCAAGUGAAAAUAGCAACGUAACAGCUCGAUGUGCUUUUGUAAGCUCGCUUGUUGGUAACGUACACUUUCCUCUUUCAUUUAAUUAAUUAUCUUCUGCCUGCCUGCGGGUUAAUCACGUACGUACCUUCUCGUAGCGUAAGAAAAGGCAAAGAAAUCGAAGAUAUAGAUAAAUCUUUUUUUGUUUCAAUACAAAAACUUAGUAUAUAUAAUAAUUAGUUACAAUAUAUUGCAUUGCAUGUUGGGCACCCGUACCGCAGGUUGCAUGUGGCAGCUCAUGGACAUUACAAUAUUACAUUGAAGUCGCUCUUCUAUCAUAUUAUGUAUAAAUAAAUAUUCUUAAUUAAUUAACUUGAUGUACGUACGUCGUCGAAGCCGGGCCUACCAGCCAGUGGUGGAGCCAGAAUUCAAAAGUACUUGUGUCCUCUUCUCAAAAUAUAAACAUAAAUAUAAUUAAAAUUAACAAUAUGAAAAUAGUUUAUUCAUAGAUAAGAGAGAAAUAACGGACUAAUACAAUCAUUGUUUCACAAGCAACCACGACGCAUUUUCAACCUGACAAAUCUCUCAUCAACCAUACCCAACAAGCUUUUGUCGAAUGAUAGUAUCAUGAAUGGAACCAAACUCAUCAGGAUAAAAUCUCGUAAGACUAAACAACUUCUCCUGGUCAAAAGCAGCAAAUGCCGCCGACGAGGGGGUAUGGAGUUCACCGGCGUUGACGCCGCGACUGAAGGGAAGGGAGGAGGGAUUCGUUCGCUGCGCGGUUGCAGGCAAGGUGCGCGUUUCUGGUUGCGAAAGGAGAAAGGAAUUGUCCGAUGAGAGAGAAAUCGAUUAGGAAUUUUAAUUUGGAAUUUUAUAUAUUAGUAAUAAAUUUAUUUUAUGUUAGAUUGUUAACAAGUAGUGAGUUGUGGCGCAGUGGCAGAACAAUCUUACACAAAAGUGAGGUCAUGGGUUUGAAAGUUGUGAACAUACAUCGGGUGUUUUUUUUUUUUUUACCCCUGGAAUUCACCUACCAGGUGUUCUCCCUCCGCCUAUGCUACCAGCAGCUAGCCAACAGAUAGAUAGAUAGAUAUAUCAUUGAUUAGGCAGCUAGGUCUCACCAGAAGAUCAGUCUUAAUUAAACCCAAAAUAUAUAUAUAAUCAGUAACUAAUUAAGGCAAGUAAAUUAAUUAGGUAGGGAUAGAUGGUGGGGUCGGUAAUUAAGAUAUACAGCCGGCUUGAGUAAACUAGCUAGAGAUGGCUAGCUAGCACGGCCAUACACACAUACAUCGAUCUCACACACAAACAUACAUAAACUUAAACAUAGUAACAUAAAUACAUAUAUAUUGUUUGUCUGUCAAUUGAUAUUUCGAUAAAUAUAGAAGAAAUAUUAUAUGGAAUAUGGAUCGGAGUGGCUAGCUGAAGUGGAGAUGGCGCGAUGAAAUCACAUCGAUCACAUGAGCAAGCUCCUGAUAAUGGCGGCCUCGGGGCUGUCGGCGUCGAUGGUGGAGAGCAGCUCCGACAGCCGGUCGCUCAAAUCCUCCACUUCCCUGUGCAGGCUCCUUAUGUAGUUGCAUGUCUCCUGCAGCACCUUCGACGCCGACACCUGUCACGUAAACACAGUUUUCGGAUUUAUUAAUUACCUUAGUUUCGGUGAAUGAUGAUGAUGAUGUUCUACUGUGGAGUAUAGUUAGUGAACAAAUCAAGGUAGCAGGAAGACCGGUCCGGUAGUUAAGGGAAAGGCAAAGACUCAGUCAUAAGUCAUAACCAUUAUUUUUCUCUUCACUUCCUUUCCUUUUCUUUACUUUCAGUUUUCCGUUAUUAUGUCGUCUAGCUUAGCAUCCUUCUCCUUUUUGUUGGUUUUUCUUGCGCCUUCCUUUCCGGGAUUUGCUUACGAGUCAAAAUGGUUGUAGAAAGUUUGACCUUAAUUCAAAUUAUUGGGUUUUACCAAACAAAGACUAAAUAACUCGGCAUAUAUAUAGUAAUAACAACAAAUUAAAUGCACUCAUUUCUAAAUCUCGUCCUUGAUGUCCGCCGGCCGCCGGGGGAGCUUGCUUCCCCUUCCGCCUCACCAAUUUCAAAACCCUCGCUCGAUCUACUUUUGUCAUUAUUAUCGCCGUGGCUAGCUUCAGGUUGAAGUCGAACAACAAUAUUAUUACGACUACUUGCUCCUCAGCAGGCGUGAGACAUUAUUAAUCACUUUCUCGUUUACCAUGAUAACUUAUAACAUUGUACUAAAUAUUCUAUUCAUGUGCUCCCUUAUUGCCAUGCGCCAUGCUAGCUAAGGAAAAGUCAAAGUCGCGUAUGCAUAAAUAAAUAAAUAAAUAAAUAAGUAUAAAUGUACCUUGUCGGAGCGGCGGCUGUGGCGAAGCUCCGGCAAGAGUUGGCGUAACUUGGAGACAAGUUGGAUGAUCUGAUCGUCGCUGAUCCUCGGCACACCUGAAGACUGCUGCCUCGACGUUCUCCGGCUCGACAUUGUCGUCCUUGUUCCCUAACACCUUACUGCUGCCUCUGUUUAAGUAUAUGAAAGAUGAUUAAUUUGUACGUUUAUUUCGCUACACAACAACCACAACCUUAAUUUCCAAGCUUGCAAUAUCGGGAAGAUGUGGCUGGCUAACAAGUAAGUUGGAAAAGGAGAUGUAGAGAGAAAAGAGAUAUGGGGAUGGGGAAGAGGGGAAGCUUUCAAUGAGGGAUUAUAUGUUAGAGUUUGUUUUGAGAUGAAGAGAGGAAGGAGGGUGAGAGAGGGAGAGGAGAGAAGAGAUGAUGGAAUGGAAGUAAUGGGGAAGAAAGUGAUAAGAGAGUGUUGUGUGUUAUAAAGAGAAUGGGGAAAGGACCACAAAACACAAUAUUGAAAGAGAAAGAGGCAAGAAUAGAUGUAAGGAGAGAGAGAGAGAGAGAGAGAGAGAGAGAGAGAGAGAGAGAGAGAGAGAGAGAGAGAGAGAGAGAGAGAGAGAGAGAGAGUACUAUAACAUAGACAGUGAUGUUGGAGGCGAAGAAGACAGGUGCAUCGGAGAAACAAGUGGACUUGCUUGCUAUGUCCUCGUUCUACAUAUUAUGCUCUUAUGUAUAUGGUCGAGAUAGAUAGAUUACAUGGGAUUUUCUUGACUAUGUUUUGGGCUAAGUUGAAUAUUUGUGAGUCAAUAAUUCAAUAUAUAGCAUCAUAUAUCAAUACAUGGGAUUUUUAUUA
Molecule: messenger RNA, 10011 nt
Organism: Linum trigynum
Lineage: Eukaryota; Viridiplantae; Streptophyta; Magnoliopsida; Malpighiales; Linaceae
Source: the annotation of a GenBank genome assembly